Molecule: messenger RNA, 41845 nt
Organism: Podarcis lilfordi (Lilford's wall lizard)
Lineage: Eukaryota; Metazoa; Chordata; Lepidosauria; Squamata; Lacertidae
Source: the annotation of a GenBank genome assembly
AUGGGAGAGGCGCUGGCGCUGAUAUUAAGGGAAAGUUAGUGCAAAGCCAGGCACCCUCUUUUUUAUUGUCGUUGACAUUUAAACUGUGUGGCAGAUUCUUAUGUAGAAAUUGGCGAUCAAACCUGCCAGUUACCGACUCUCAGAGGCGCAAUUGGGAACCCGCGGAUCAUGAGCCUCUGCCUGCCCUCUCUCUAACAGGUAAACAUUUGAUGCUCUUUAUCCAGGCGUCGGGGGGAGUUGCCGGAUUCCUCCUGAAACAAUUGCCGCUGCGUUUGUUUCUCCCCUUCUCUGCCUCGUCUAGAUUUCUUCCUUCCUUUCUUUCCCGUUCUUUCUCUCCCUCUGACCUCUUCGUUUCCAUUACCAAGCCCAGGAUUUAUUUAUAUUUUUUAAAAACUCUUAUUUCCGCCCCCCUCCCAUCUCUCUCAGCCUUGUGCGGAGUGUUAAUUACAAGCGGCAUAAAAGGGGGUCACGCUGGCUCGUGACCAACUGCCAGGUUCGAGGGGGCGCGCACAGAAAGCGCAGUGCCAACAGGUGGGAGGAAGAAAGAGGGCGCGGGGCAGAGAGUUGGGCUUUGGCGUGGCUGGGCAGACGCGAGGCUUGGAGCAGCCCUGAUCUCUCCCCGCUUGGGCAACCGAGGCGCCUUGUAUGGAAACACCGGCUCAUGUGCUCGCUGCCACCGGUUUGGGGAUGUGUGGGGAGAGGCAUGGGGUGGGUGCGCGGGGGGGGGGGUUGAGAGAGGAGGAAGAAGUUGGUCCUUGACCUCGCCCACGGCCUCCAGCCCUCGCCAGGGCGCUCCCGAAGUUCAGGCAAGGGAACGAAAGAAUGCGGCUCGCAUACUUGGGUAGCAUUUUCAAUCCCCAGACCGUGUGAUUUGAGCUUUCCUUGGGAAGACCUAAUAAUUAACGAUUUCCACUGAGGUAGAACGAACAGGGGCUUCGGAUUACGCACGCCCGGCUCGCCUUGAGCUUCCGGGCACUUCAGAAGGGACUCUGCAGCGCAGAGACGUCGGGGGCGUUUGGCGCAGACAGAUCCUCGGGUCCGGUGGAUCUUUCGGGGUUUUGCGGAGUUUGGGGCUGGUUUUUUGUUUUUUCCUUCCCCCAGUCUGACCUCGAGUCCUGCUCCACUCUCCGGUCAGUUCACUCACGUGCCUGGUAACCACUUGCCAACCGGGGUCUGUUUGUGAACCGGCGCAAAUCCACACCCCUCUCUCCCCGUCCUGGAUGGCUCUGCUCGCGGCGACGUCUGCGCUUAGGCGAGCCGGGAGGGGCUGUCCGUUGAGGCACCCACCAACUCUGGGGCGUCCCCACGUUUCCAGCAAGGUAAUGUCUCGGCUAGAUCAUUGUUCGCAGACCGAAGCUGUACCAAGGGAAGAGUGAGCGGGAGGGGGUAAAGAAUCCUUUACUAAGGCAACCUGCGAAGCGCGCUUUUUCGCGCCCGAUCCACAAACCACUUCAGCCGAAAUCGAUACGUCUUCCGUUGGAGUUAAAACUGACGUUCCUUUCUAAGCACAGGUAAAUCGGCCCAGUAAGACUUACUCCAGAGUAAAGGAGCUUUGGGGCCUUAGCCGGAAACGUCGGUGUUUUCAAGGCAGUCCCUUAGAAAUCCAUAGGAUUUGUUUCCAGGUGAUGUGUUUAAUGCUAGGCUGUAUGUAAAAGUAUACUGCUGAGUAUUCCUGGUCUGCAUAAAAUGCAGUCGGUGUAUUAUAAGGGGUGGAGAGAGAAGAGAUUGCUGUUUUUCUGUUGCGCCUGUCAUCUGUUGCCGUCAGGUUAACUGUCUCUAAAACUUUCUGCUUUGGGAACUGCUUCCUGGAUCCGCGCGUUUAACUUCCUUUGAGGUUGCGGCGUGGUGAUGGUUUUCUUUUCCAUUAGGUUGCUCGAACGUCUGAAAAGGUGUGCGGAAAUACCCUGGUUGGUGCCUGGUGGAGCCUCUCGUUGUGUUUUUGUUUUUGCUUAACUCUGGAUGGUUGGUUUGUUAGUGGAAGAGAAAGCAAGGGGAAUUGUACGGUGCAUUUAAGUUCAGAAACGCAACUUCAGCCGCACAAUCGAAACUCCAAUCUUAGGCACCCAUUAUUUGUAGGGAAAAGUUCUGUUUCAACCGAUUGGACUUACUCGUGAGUAAACAGAGCUUGAGUUGCGCCGGGAGAAGUCCGCACCGCACUUUCUGAGAAGUAAAACUCGGUAUCCUGCGCACACGGUUGCUUGGGAGUAAAUUCAAGUAGCUGGAAAUAGGAGGGCGCUUAGGAUUGCAGCCCAAGGCAGGUAAAUUGUGUUUUAGAUUCUUCCUUCUCCUGUUCCUUCUUUGUACUUAAUUAGAAAAAAGGGAUUAGUAGGAUAAUGGCUCUCCCCUCCCUCCCUCCCUCUCUCUUUCUCUCUCUUUUCCAUUCACUCUCCUGGAUCAAGCUGUAAGACUUCGCCUUCCCAGCCCCUCAGCUCCUACACCAAAUCCCUUAAGGUGCUUUGGCACCAAAAAAAAGGGGGGAGUCCACUUUAAUCUCCACCGGUAAAUGGACAUUCUGGGUGAGUAAUAAAUCAGACACCCAGCCUCGCAGGUCCUCCUCCCUAAUUAGAGAUGUUUAUUGGAGAUUGUGUUUAUCCAGCUGUCACGACGAGAAAAAGCUGUGACAUAAUUACCUCUGACCACAUAGUCUUUUAUACGCAUAUCUCGUUGACAUCCAGCACCAUCGGUUCGCAUUAAAAAUGACAAGAUCAAAAUGUUGAUUUUCGCAGACGGGAUAAUAUUUCUCCACCUUUACCUUAAUUGAAACUCAGCUCGAGGGGAGGGACGGACUUGAGCGUCGGGCCAGUCCAUUAAAAAAAAAGAAGAACCAACCCACACAUUCAACUUUUUCCCUUCAGGAUAAUUAAAAAAAAAUAUCUUUUUAAUAAAAAAAAAAUCUGAGUGAGGUGGUGUUGAGGAAAUUCUUUCCGUCCGUUUUGACUGCAAACCCACUCUAAAGUUCUUCGUUCGCAAACAGGCACAGGAGGGGGAAAAAGAGAAAAGUGAGGAAGGAAGGAUAGUCUAAAUUGGCAUAGGCUUUUCAGGUGUUGCCUUCCACUCUCUCUCUCUCUCGAAUUCCGGUGGUAAAUAGAAAGGCAGCGGGGGAGAUAGAGAGAAAUAAUGACACUGGUUUCGCUUUGAGGUGAGCCAGUGCUCCUUUCUAGGCGCGCAGUGCCGGGUCGGGUCCGGCGUGGGGUUUUCGGAGGCUGCAGUUCCGAGGGUCUCGCUCGCUGCCUUUGCUGCAGUUGUUUCUCUGGCAGCGUUUGUGAAACCAUCUGCGUGUUUCUGUUAGGCGGCGAUGAUAAGCUAAGAAUUGCUCUGUAAUUGAAAAUAUAUUUUUUGGGGGGGAGUCUGGCUUGACAAAUAUCAAGGGGGCGAGUCUUUUGAUCCUUUCUGCCGCUGUGUUCUCUAGUCGCUAAUAAAACUCGCAUUGAGCUCCUUAGCGCCUUGAUUAACAGGCAGAUUAAGUGUUACUGGGGUUUGGAACAGCUUGUCCCAAUCAAUAGUGUUUAAAAAGCCCGUCGGGAUGCGCUUUGCUGGCGAGUCCCCGCUCCCUUUCCACUUUUUUUUUUUUUUUUGAGGGGGGGAGACUUUUCCAGCAAGUCCCUUCGAAAAAUCUACCAGAACGAGAUAAAUAUCAAACCUUUCCUGGAUGAAGGAGGGGGGGAAACAUGGAUGUUGUCUUUUCUUUCAGAGUCCAUAAAUUGAGUCCUUUUCUUGUCCCCUCCCCUUCGCCUUUAUUUUUUUUUUAAUCCUUCCACACAAAAGGUUGCGCCUUCUUGCAAAACGCCCGACGUAAAAGAGGUUAAAUCGAUUCCAAACUUUUUGCAGAUUGCUCCUAAACUCGCCAAAGCUCUAUUUAACUCAAUGUCCGGCGCAUUAGAGGUUUCAAGCGCUCUUUCUCCAUAUCCGACUCGGCAUUCGGUGUCCGGGAGGCAAACGCAUUGUAGUCUAACACGUCAGGGUUUGUGUAUCUCUUCAGUGGGAGACUGAAGUGGACAAGAGGACUUUAAGCAUUUUUCUGGGUAUUAAAAAAAGGAGGUUCGCGAGCCAGAUAUUAAUACAACAAGACGAUCCAGGAGCACUGAACUGAGCGACUCCUGUUCCUAAGGAAGUGGAGAAGGGGAGAAUUUUUUUAUUAUUAUUUGUCCCUGACAAAUAAAUACCUACUUCUGCAAUCAAUGGCAGUAUCGGGAGAAUGAAUCUAAUUUAGUCACAUUUCCUUGAUAUGUUUGCUUUCUGCGAGAAAGUAGUAGAGAUGUUUGCUGUUUCUUUUAAGGGGGUGUAAGGGUUUUUUUGGGGGGGUUAAAUUGCAAAGGAUUAUAAUUUUUCAGUUGUAAUUCUCUCAUCUUAAUAUUAACUUUCCGAGUGAUUUUGAAUCCACUUCCUGAACACCUGUGCCCUUCACACACACACACACACACACACACACACAAUUCAAGGCAAAGAUAAGUUUAAUCCAAAGGCAGAGUGACUGAUGCACCUGACACUGGUACAUAAGGCGAGGGAGAAUUAAUCAUAUUCUCCCCAUUCCGUCCCCUCCAAAAAAAAAAGGAAAAAAAGAUAUAAACCGGAAUCCCUAGAGUUAUUUCCCACCGCAGGAGUAUUCCUAACUGCUCAAGACAUUUCUGAUCAAUCCACUCUGAAUCCACCAGACGCUCAGAAGAACGAGCCAGACUCUGUUGUAGUAAAAACAGGAAGUGGCACCUUCGAAAUAAAGCCUAACAGACGGACCGCGGCAUAAGCUUUGGUGGUGCAGAUCCCUCUUCCUCAGAGGCAGGAAGUGUUAUCCUCAGUUAGCACUCAGUUUACAGACAAACACGUCGUGCAUCAGACUCCGUUGGCUCCCCUCCACACAGAGCUUAUGCCACAAUAAAUCUGUUUGGCUUUCAGGUGCCACAAGACUCUUCGUUGCUGUUGCUGCCCGUCUGGUGCUCGUUCUUGCCAAAUUAGAAAAGGCGCAAGCUGCCAUCCUAGGUGCGCGUCUUUGGGGAGUAAAUAAGCUUCCCCCCACCCCAUCCAUCCACGAUGACAUUUCCGAAUCUACGUGGAGUGCACGUGUCUACUUAGAAAUCCACUUGGGAUCCGGACCCUUGCUUCUCAAGUCCUCUGGUUGCGGCGGUCCCUCCAGGUCUGGUGGGCAAGGUGCUAAGGUGCCAACCUGGUGAGCAUCAAAUGCAUUUGUUUCUCCGUUCAGCGCUUAUUUUCCCUCCUGUGGUCAAGAGAAAUCCCUGGAGGAAAGGGCCAUUUCUUUCCCCCGCAGCCAAUCUACCCUGGCGCGCUCAUUCCUCAUUUCCACUUCACAAGCAAAACUGGUGGGGGUAAUCAUCCCUUACCCCGCAAGAAGGACGCUUGAGUUUGCCACCCCACUCGCGAUCACUUCCACGGCCUCAUCCCUCCUUGCUCCAUCGUGUGCCUGCCACUUUAAGCAAGUUAAUUCUCAAGUUCAAAGCUGCUGACAAAAGACUAAAAAAAAAAGUAACAGGGCAGAGGAGUUUGGGGUUUCUCGUGUUUUAUUCUGUUUUUGUUUUGUUUUGUUUUGUUUACACCUGUUUAUAUAUACCUGGGGGAAUCCAGGACGUGCUUUUUUAAAAAAAAACUUGUGUUGUUGUUUAAAAACAAAACAAAACAGAGCAACCCAGAGUUAAAAUGGCGCCCUUCGAGUUGUGGCUCAACUUGGCAAGGACUUUUUCCCCCCCUGGUCGUUGGAGAGCAGGUACUAUUUCAAAGGCUCCCGGGGUUGUCACUGGCAGCGCUCGCCCCCAGACGCUGCUUGCGAGAGCAAGUUGAGCGAAGGCGAAGGGCGUCCCUCCCUGGCCGACGUGCGCUCUCGCUGCACGUGAGAACCUGCUCCCCUCGCCCGGAUCUCCCACGCGCGCGUCUUCUUCCAUCUCAGUUCUCCCAGCCGGAUCCGAAGCGGGCUUCUUCCUUCCACGGCGCUUACUCCUAAGCAAGCGCGCCUGGCCCCAUUUCCCCCCUCUGCCCCGCCUCCUUUACUCUACUCCAGGACUCAUCCCAAGUUGUGUUUUUUCCCCUCGCACAAUUUUUACACUUUUCUCCCUCGCUCUUUAAAACACACACACACUCACACACUCUCACUUCGCCCGGCUCUGUCCCUCCUCCCCUUUUCUCGCCUCUCCACGUCUUCGCAGAAAUCCCACUUUCCUUUCUCACACCCCCAUUCUACACGCCUUGUCCUCUUCCUCUCCUCUUUCUCUUUCACACAUGCACAUUGUCAUGCAGGCCCUCCGCUCCGCUCCUGUCUUCCUCCUCCCUCCCUCCUCCCUCUCCUCGGCCCCUCCUUCCCUUUCAACUUUUGCUUUCCUUGCUUCGGAGGCUCCCUCGCCUGCCCUCGGCCUCCCGUCUCCAACGUCCUGAUAAAUCAGCAGCAAAGCGAGGCACCCAAUCUUUUUCUUCUUCACCUUUUGUGGCACUUUUUUCUUUCUCCUCCCCCCUUCUUCCUUUCUUCCCAGACUUGCUUCCUCUCUCCUUCCAUUCCCAUCUCUGCAAUGACGUCAGAUUAUUCACCGUUUCCCUCCCCUUAUUAUUUCCUCCCCCCCCAGUUAAAAAACAAACAAAACAAAACUAGCGGGAGGGGGUGGAGAGGGAAGGGGCGCAAGGCCCACUGUGCCCUGGGGGAAAUAGCAACAAGAUUACGGCUUCUUUAUUCUGAAGGAGCAGCAUAUAAGGAGCUGCUAAUCCAAACGAAGGCUAAUUGAAUGGUUGUAAAAAUGAAAUUUGCCUGAAGAUCUGGACGUGUCCGUCCCCCCUAAAAACAAGCGUCAUGAGUUCUUUUUAUUUCCCCCACUUUCUACCCUGUUGUUUUGCCCUUUUUUGCCUUUCCACAUGAGGAAAGUAUUAAAAAAAUGUUUGUUGGACAAAAAAAGAGAAAGGAUUCGUCUGAUUUCCAGAAGACUAGAAGUCACAUUAAACAAAACAAAAAUCCCCAGGAUCUCGGGGAUUAUUUUUGUUAUUAUUCUUAUUCUCUUUGCGAUUUUUUUUUUUUAAGAGGGAGAGAUUUUUCAGACAACAGGAAGAAAAGAAAAGAAAAAGCUUUGCAGAGGACUAGGUUGAAGGAGCGGGGUCUUUUCAAGACACUUUGCUAAACUAUCCCGCAGCGGCAACUCUAUGCGGUGAAACCCGCGAGGCAAGCGAGACAUUGGCUUGGUAAUCUAUGUUUUCUUCCCAUUUUGAUCUCUCUGCAAAGAUCUCCUUUGGCGCACUUUGAAAAAGCCCGCGCCCGCUGAAGUCAACAGCAAAGUUCCCAUGGAGUUGAAUGGAGCAGGACUGCCGUGUAAGAUUUAGCCAUUGAUCGCGGGGACUUUGCAGAAAUUAGUAGGGUUCCAAUGUAUGGGAGACACUUCAAAAAUAACAGUAGGGCAAAACGAAAGGAUAAUAAAUUUAAACACAGAACUAAAAUCGUCCAAACACUACACACACACACACACACACACACACACACACACACACAGCCCUACACCUCUAUCUGUAGCAGCAUCCCAGCUAUGAGAAUUCUCAAGUUUCCUACCUACCUUUUAAGGGGAAUCCUAUUAGAAUGUCCCCGUGUGGUUGGUUUUUUCACCCCAGCUUUCCAUCAUAGUUAUUCGGCUCCGAUUACAUUGAAAUAAAAAGGAUAUUUCCAGCCAGCGUGGAGGGGGCUGCAGCUCGCCUUAGGCCUGAACUAUUGUAGCUGGAGGUAAAAGAUUUGUCCAACCCACCGGAUCUCUUUCCUUCAGCAAACUGAAGUGGCCUGGGUUAUCGAUGCGGGCUGCAAUGUGGGAUAGAGAAACAAAUCAAAAAUGGGAGGGGGGCAAUGCCCGGGUGGGGGAAAAUCUGGAUCAGCAAAGGAAAGAAGAAAGGGAGAGGGGGGGUGGAGAGAGAGAGAGAGAGAGAGAGAGAGAGAGAGAGAGAGGUCUCCCUGAGUGGCGUUUGCAGAAGAAUGUCUCAACCCUCCCAGCUAGGCUGGGCAAUUCUCUGUGACUCUUUUCCCAUUUGCUGCAAAAAAGACACCAAAAACUUUGGAAGCGGAGGCCUGAAAAAAAAGAGGGGACCGAGGAGAAAGUCCUGAUUUUAAAUCCCAGCCUUUCUUUGCUGCAGCCUCCUCUCUUUCCCCUAAAAAAAUUAAAAUAAAUAGAAAGCAAGACCCAUAAAAGCGCAGCCCCACACAUUAGUGGUAAUCAGCAUCAAGGCAAAUUGGCACAAGAAGGAAGGAAAGAAGGAGUUUGGAAGAAGAUGAAGAAGGAGGGAGAGAGGGAGGGGGACACAGAGAGAGAGAGAGAUCCACACACAUCCCAGAGAGGAAUCGCCCGGUAGUCUCUUAAGAGCCCAUUUUGUGCUAUUAGGGGCCGCGGUAGCUUCUCUGCAGGGCUGGAGAUGACAGUGCAUGACGGCCUGGCAGCCCAUUAUCCAGCUCCUAUUGAGGCGUCCUUUCACUCCCAUGCAAACUCCUUGGCAGAGUCGUUUGUCUCCUCAUUGUACUUUAUUGAAGAAUGCAAUGGUUGUCAGGGCCCUCAUUCAAUCGCCAGCCACUUUAUUGAUGAGCUCUGACUUUUAGCACUUUUCACAUGUCAAGAGAAGUCAAGUGUAUGCGGGGCUACGACUUCAUUUUAUGCUUGGCGCGUUCGUGUACCACCCACCCCCACCUGAAACCCUUCCCCACUUUUUUUGCCUCUUGGAAUUUCUGGGGCUUUUUGCCUUCUUUCCUCCUCCUCCCCCCCCUCCCGUCGCCUCCCUGCCCCCUCCCUCCCUCUCUCCUCCUUUCCCCUUCCCUCUUUGUGCAGAAGUUCAUCUCCCCCACCCCUCCCCACUCCCCGCCUCCCAGACCACUCGCCAUAAACGAUCGGAACACCCCGAGCUCAAACUGGUGCUGCCAGUGUCACCUUAAAUGCAGGCGCGGAGGGGUUGCUUUGGAGUGUACUGAGGUGUGUCUUAAUACUCCGCCAUUCAACAAAUGAACUUGUGGUGGUGUGUGGUCAGAGAAGCAAAGUCAUUUGCUUUCCUUCGGCCCCUGAUUUCCCUGGCAGGAGAGAAAGAGAGGGAAGGAGGGAGGGAGGGAAAGAGAGAGAAUCGCCCUGCGCACAUGAGUGAGCUAAAUCUGGUGAGAGCAACAAGCAAAACCCCCUCUCCAACACACACACACACACACACACACACACACACACACACACACACACACGCCGACCCUUGCGGUGGAGAUAUUUUAGCACUCCUCCCUCCUCUCUUUCUCCCCCUCCUUGGAGUGUCUGCUAGAGAGAGGUGGGGGGGGGGGAGAGAAACACAACAGCACUUAGUCAACAAACGGCACGUGGAAGAAGUUUGGGUGUUUGGGAAAGGACUCUUCAGGCCCCUUCACGAAAGUCCUCAAUACACAAAGUAAAGUGUGUAUUUGCUCUGCACUUUCCAGGCAGCGGGGAGAGAGAGAGAGAGAGUUUCCUUUCUCCAUCACAUCUCGAGGAGAGAGAGGAAAGGGGGGGGGGAGGAAAGGAGGGGGGAGGGGAGGGGGAAAAUACCCACACACCCAACUGUGGACUUGGCUACCUCCAGGCGAUUCCCAGUUGACAAAGCGCCUGUCUCCCAAAUAUUUAUGUCGUUACCAUUUGAAUGUUAUUUUUUCCUUAUCUCCAUUGUCUGCUGGGAGCGAACUGUUUAAAUGCAAAUAGUUCGCCCCCUCCCUUUCUGUCUCCCCCAUCCCACCCCUCAAACACACACACACCCACCCGCCCGCACAAACCUAGAUCGCCUUGGAAAGAAAAGGGCAGUCCUCGUUUUUAUUUUUCCGAGCGACGUUAUUUAUUUACUCCAGGCCCUAUCUCGAAGGAAAUGGGGCGAACAGAGGGGAUCUCUGAGGUGGGGAAGGAGGCAAAGAGGCAAAAAAUUAAAAAGUUCAGCCGGGAGACAUGACUGAACCCUAACCAGGAAAACGUCCCACCCCACCCCCCAAAAAAACACGAAACCUUAGCGGAGGGUGCCUGUCCGCUCACCGCGCGUCCUGGAGCCUCGCAUUUGAGCCCAGGGAUGGUGGAAGAGGAACUCAGGGCAAAGAGGGCUGGAGAUGGGGGGGGGGGUGUAGGGGGGAGAGAGAGGUCGGUGGAAUCUAAGCGAGGAGGAGCGGGGAGCUGGGGGGGGGAGCAGGGGAGAGAGAGAGAGAGAGAGAGAGAGAAGCCAGUGCAUUCAUAUUCAAACAAAUGGGCCAAUUGAACCAGGCAGUGCGGUUGAGCGUCCAAUCGGCAGCUAGGAGGCAAUGGCGUUGCUUUGCAUAAAGCAAUAUUUUGUGUGGGAGCGAGCGGAGCAUUUGCAUGCGUGGAGUGAUUAGUGGGUUUGAAAAGCGAGCCCUGGCUCAGCCUCAUUUCCCGCUCUGGUUCAGGCGCAGGGAGGAAGUGUUUUGCUGGAAGAUGAUGACAGAGGUCAGGCUUUGCUAAUGGGCCAGUGGGGAGCAGGGGAGGCGAGGCAGAGACCAGGCGCACACAUACAUUAAUACACUUGAACCAUCACCAAUCAGCAUAGGUGUGCUCUGUCUCUCCCUCUUUCCCUCCCUCUCUCCCCCCUACUUCGCUCACAUCCUCUUUCUUUCUCCCUCUCCAGUCAGUGACAGCCCAUUUUAUUGUCAAUCUCUGUCUCCUUCCCAGGAACUCAAGAUCACACAACCAGCAGCUUCAGUGGAGAAAAACUCUUUUACUGGCAACCCUUUUUAAGGCACCAUCAUUUCAAAUCAGGGGCGCUUUUUAAAACUAUUGACAGGAGCUUUGACAACAAGACAGGAUGCCUCAGAAAGGUGAGUCUGCUCGUUUCUUCUCCUCGCUUCAGUUCAUUUUAAUAUUUAGACAGGUCUCUCCCUCUCCCCCCCUUUCUCUCUCCGCCCCCCCCCCCUGUUUCGCUCACAUACACACCAUUUCUUACAUUCCGGGAAAGGAUCUUAGGCGAGAUGCCAGUCUCAAAGGCUUCCAAACUUUGUCCUUUUCGCUCCAGCCUUCUUUCUCCUCCUCUUCUUUUUCCUCCUCUUCCUCCUUCACGGACCGACCCCCGCCCCUGUUUCCUGAGAAAGCAUCUAUCUCUCUCUUUCUCUCUUUGGAUAGCAACAGCAGCAGACUCGCCCGGCCUUUCUGCUAGACAGAGCCCCACGAAAGGCUUGCUCCGUUUGGCACAGUGCGAUAGGGACGGCCAAAGCUGUAGGGAUCAUCUGAGCGCGCGCGCACACACGAGAAUGCAUCACACCUGGUUCCUAUGAGGGGCAUUUGUUGUUGCGGUUGUUGUGAAGGAGGCGUUAUGGACCACACGGCGUUGCUUGUCCCCUUGCAUUCUUGGGAAGCUGGGUCCAUCCAAGCUCAGUGUCUUUAUUCCCCGCUUCUUUUCCUUGGUUGCUUUGUAUCUCCGUCAAGCUGAAGCUGUGCGUGCGUAUGCGUGUGUGUUGAUGAGGGACUUUCGUUUAGGCAACUCUCGCUUCUCCCUUUAUUUAUGUCUAUAUAUCUCUUUUCCCCCUCAAUCUAACCGGCCUUAAGGAAAUGGGGAAGAGAGAGGCACGCGGGCCGGCGGGAGGGGGGGACACGACGACACACAGAGUCACAUUCUAGGCCAAGUCAGGUCUCAGUAGUUGUAUCCGGGAAGGUCUGAGCGGAGCUGAAGGACUGUCACUCUCAAUCAAGCAGCCUCGAGAUCUCCCCAAACUUGUCCACGACGAGACUGGGAAUGAGCAGAACUUUCUAACUUGAUCACUACCUGGCUCGAAGUACAAACUGUUUAAACAAAAACAGCCACAAAAAAACAACAUUUCUCUCUCUGCGCUCUUUGCCACCCCCCCCCCCCAGCACUUCACUCAAAUCUCCGAGAUCGUUUAAGUCUCCUGAGUUUUGCGCUCCAAAGAAUCUGCGAUCAAUAGCUCCCCCCCCACCCCAUUCUCCACAAGUUUCUAGGCUAGAGAAUGUUGUCUGCUUCCUUUUCAAGUAGCAAAUGGGUUUUUUGUUGCUGUUGUUUUGGUUUGGUUUUGGAUUUUCGAAAUCUCAUUUCCUUGUUGGGUGGAUGUUUUGAAGUUUCGCCCAGACUCACGUAAAAUGCAGGGCAACCCCCAAAAAAGUUCACUCCCCACCUCCUCGCUUCUUCAGAGUUUCCACCUCUACCGCCAUACAUUGAGGCUGAGAUUUUACGCACACUUUAAUGUGAGAAUAAACGUCACUGAAACAAAAAGCAUUUCUGAGUGAACUUGCAUAGGCAAGGGCUGCACAAGUGAUUGCUUCAGGAGUGCAAGAAUAAACUUCUGUCUGUUUUCUUUAACUCUAUUUAAACUAAUCUAACUAGGGGGAGGGAAUAAUAAACCACUGGCGUCUUCAAAUCAGGGGUUUAAAAUACGAGGGGAGAAACUCCUGAUGCGACCAGGCUUACAAAUAAACUUUUCAGGCCCAGUCGAGAGCACCGAGCAGUUCCUUCCAGAAAGUGAAGCCAUUCAUUAUGGCUGGAGGCUGAGCGUCUUUAUAGGCCUAAAAUAAUAAUUGUGGUCUUUGGCAAUAAAUUUUUAUAGCCGGUGACCUUUAGCAAACGUCUCUACGCCAAUGGAUUAGCGUUUAUCUUUUGCUUAUACGGCCCGGGAUUGUAAACGUUUGUCAUCUUAAUAGCUAAUUAUGUUUGCAGCGGAGGGGAGGAUCAAAUCUCAAAGACGAUCAGAUUAGAUCCAGAUUUGGAGAUUUAAAUAGGAAUUUGCAGAUUAGGCCUAGCCGGGACCAGGGAGACGUUGCGUUUCGCGUAGGGUUUGUAAUCUCACCGGGAUAUUUGAUCGAGGCUGCUCUCUGCCUACCUGCAUCUCUUUGUGAAUAAUUUCAUUUUAAAAAUUCAGUAAAAAGGAGCUACUUUCUGGCAAAGAGAGAAACUCCACCAUUAUUGCGCUUCCGGGUGGGGGAAGGGAAGAAGGGUCGGUUUUGCUGGUGGUUGUAGAGCUCAGUCCACCUUCUAAUUAAAAUAGCCCAAAAGCCCAAAUCUUUCUCUCUCUCUCUUUUAUCUCUUCACUCCCCCCUACCCCAAUUUUGCUGUCACGGAUUCAUCAGAAUAACGCCUCGGUUUAUUUGUUGGUGCCUGAAACCAGCUAGCCGUCUUUGUUUGUUAACACCCCAAAUAAGUGCCAGAGUGAGUUCCUUAAAAUGCAUUUCGCCAGUUGGUAUAGCAGAGACUGGGAAGUGUUCACAAUAACAGUCCUCCGCGCCUGGGCGAAAAAGGCUCUCUCUCUCGUUGCUUCUCACGCUUCGGCGUCUUUCUGUCUUGGAACGGUUGUCCUGCGUGCAAGCGUGUGUCCCGGCAGACGUGUUCGGUGUGUUAAAGGGGCGCCUUCUGGAAACUCUGGGCGACUGGAGGCACCGGCUUUUUCCGGAGAAGGGUCCAGGGCGCUAGGCUCGGCUGCUAAUCAGGUGCCUCUCCAAAGCGGAGUAAAUAUUUACCACCGCGCGCCUCAUUCACGCUGCGAGAGGAGUCCUUGUUCCGUGUUGAUUUUCUUUCCCCCCUUUUAAUGGGACGUAGAUGGCUUUGGGGAAAAAAGCACUUUAAAAAAAUCAUACCGGAGUCGUUUUGGACCCGGAAGAAGAUGCCUCUUUUUCUAUGUAGAAAGAAUAAAAUUAAUAUUCAUUAUAGCCUGGAAAGAGAAGAGAUUUUUUUAAAGCUUCCCAAAAAAAUAAAAAUAAAGGGGGGAGGUUUUGGGGGCGAAUAAAAUGAAGGCUGCCACUAUUUCAUUAUUUUACCUCCUCUCUCUCUCUCUCUCUGUCUUCUCCCCCCUCUUUUUUUUUAAAGCAAAACCUCUUGAAUAGGUUCUUUAUUGUAAUUGUCUCACCCCAAUUGAGCACCCCACUGCGCUGUUGUAUCUUUUUACAACCCCUAACAACUCACACCAGUAACAUAAUUACCUCCAGAUAUUUAUAACGAGAAAUUACUUUUCUAUUUUCCCCCUGCUAGGCUGGGAACCUAAAAAGAAAGCGCUGGGACCCAAUAAAUAAAUACAUGCAACACAGAACAUCAAGAACUGCAGAACUUCUUUUGUUGUUGCAUUAUUCCUCGUCUUAUUCCUCAAAAGGCAGGUUUAAAAACAAAAACAACCCAAGGCAGGGCUUGGGGCUGGCCAGGCUGCGUGGGUCAAGGCGGGCCCUACAGAAGGGAGGAGGAAGGCCGCUGUGCGCCCCCCCUCCCACCCGCUCCUUUGUAAGUUGGAGGGUUGUUGGGAACGCGGAGUUGGGAGGCUGCGCCGCGGCCCGUUCCGGAGGAGGCUGCCUGGCUGGGGUCUUGCGCUCGGCGUUUGGGUAGGGGAGUAAAAUGGAGGCCAUUGUUCGCCUUCUGGAGGCUUUGUAUUCCCAGCCCUCACCCCCUCCUGGCCUUACUUUUUAAAGCACUGAGGCGAGGUAGACAGCGUGUGUCACAGUACAGUGAAAAAGGGGAAGAUCUAAAGACCAAAAAAGAAGUUAAUCACAAUAAGUGGAUUUCUCUCUCUCCCCCACCACCACCUCCCCACUUCUCUCUCCCUCUUCGGGUUUUGUUUUUUCAGGAUGGUUAGUAGUGCCCCGAAAAGAAUCACCAGAGUGAAGUAGCUCCCAAACAUGUGUGGUUUAAAAAGAGAAAGAAGUGCCCCAGCACAUCCACCCACGCCCCAUGCAAGAGAGCAGGAUUUGCCCCUAAGCAACCUGGAGAGGUUGCAGCGGGGGUAGGGGGACCCAGGGAGAGAAAGUGCCAACAAACUCUGCUGGCCACCUCUUUUCAGAGAAAGGGUCCUUUGGCCCCAAAGUGCAGCGCGAGGACGUCGCGCCGGCUCCCUUCAGCCAAACCAAGCCCAACCAAAGUCGAGGUCCUGUUUGUAAAUACGGACACAAAAGGUGUCACAGAUCAGAACUCUUUCCUAUGGGCAGGAGGCGCUCCAGUAAGGCGUGCUGGAAAAAACUUGGGCAUAUUUUCUCUCCCUCUCCUUCUCUCUCUCUCUGUGUGUGUUGCUGAAUCUUUUGAAUUGCCUUUCUCUUCCCACCCCCACCUCCAAAUGCGAGGCGGCUAUGACUGGGGUGGGUGGCGGGGAGGAGGUUAGGGAACGCAAAUUUAAAAGUGCUUAAUAUACUUUUAAUAUACUUUCCCCCCUCAUCCUAGCGGGAAGACUUUAACAAGCGCUACGCAGAUGUGUGAGUCGUUAAAUUGCCAGAGAGGAGAGUCCGCUCAUAAAUCAGGCAAGUUGGAAGCACCUUCUACUUUCCCCGUCCCCGUCCCCCCCAUCACUAGAAAACUUCUCGCACUCCGACCCAAUUUCCUUGGUGCAUCACGAGCCCUCACUUGCCACAGCCAGUUUGCCGAGGAGAAGGCCACGGCUGGUUUCUGUUUAUUUAUUUAUUUUAAAAAAGAACUAGACUUGCUAGGUUGAAACGUUUCCAGGUUUGUUGUUACAUAGGCUCUGGGGCUGGGAGGGUUUUCGCAUGAUAUAUAAAAAUAUAUAUAAAAUAUUUGACAUCAUUUGGGAGGCCAGCAGAAAGCAACGAGGCCUUGGAGACCUGGGCACUCAGUGCAGCGCAACUACCUGCCCGCGAGCUUCCCUCCCCUGAUUAAAGCCUGUUUUAUUACUCAUAGAAUCUUAUCCGCGAGCCACGUGGGAUCUUGCUCCAUCAAUCCACCAUGCAGAACAGUAAGUGACUCUCCCUCUUAUUUCACGACUCUGCCGGCUUGAGGAUGUCGAUGUAUUAUUGGGGUGGGUAGUGUUUGUGUGUGCUGGGCGGGGGUGGGGUGGGGGUAGAGAGGCGGGGGAAGGUAUAGAAUUUCACAUUUUCAAAAUACUAAUCAUAGCAGAAGUGGCUCCUUCUGGAAAAGGGGGGUUGUGAAGCUUAGGAGAGUUAUAACACCCGGCGCUUGGUGGCUGCCAUUUGAGUCCUUCGCCUAAGAGAGAUGCAGCUGGUAGUUCUUGCAACAGGAGACGGUGCAGCGACGCGCUCCUUUUCCCGAAUGGAGAUUUCCGAGGCCGUGAGCCGAAGCACCCUUACUUGGGGAGGGGAUGUAAGUGCCCUUCUCGUUUCCAUGGGACUUACUUCCAAGUAACUGUGCUUGGGAAGAUGGAGGCGUGAGCGAGCUGCUUUGUGGAUGGCGCGUCUGGAGCGAUUGGCCACCCAUUGAGUGUGGAAUUGACCACUCCAGAAUCCCACUGCUCAUGGAUCGGAUCUGCAGUCACUGGAGUAAAUCAGCUCUUUGUGAGUGGGGAUUUUUUUUUGGGGGGGGGGGAGGGUGUCGAUGUAAGGAAAGUCCUCUGAAUGGGAAGGGAAGACCUGAUGGGAUCAUUUUCUUUGGUCUUCUGUUGGUUGGACUCUCCUCACAAAAUCUCGCGGUGAUGGAGUCUCGAUGACCUAAAUGUCUGGCGCAAAGUACUCGCGCAGGGAAGCUUGUGUAGAUUUGAAAAUUCUUGGGGCGAAAAAGGUAGAUGGAUUUAAAUAGAUUUGUAACCCAGGAGGAGAGAGGUGACAAUAAGGGGGCAGUUUGUUGUGGUGCAGUUGAAAUAAAUCUGAGUGGCCGCGGGAAAGUCCGCCGAGAAUGCAACUCGAUUUAAUGCUCCCGUGAGAAAGCGCAACUUUUCUGGAAGCCAGUCUCAUUAAAAAUCGAUCUGAUUUGUGCAAGUGUGUUUAGGAUUGCGGCGAUGGGUGCUUAUAGAUCCAUCCUGUUAGAUUUGUAGAGGCUGGCAAAGCGGAAAGGUUGGGAGAGCCCCCCAAUAGCUUCACAGUUUGGAUGUGUUGACAUAAUAAACUCCAGCGCCGUCCAGGAGGCAGGGCAAGCGAGGGUCACCGAACCCGGAUUCAGAGGACAGUCGCGUCUGUCUGUGGUUGUUUCAUUGCAAUCAGUUCCAACAUGUUUCGAAGCCAAGGAGACCUCGAACUGGAAUUAACUGCCUCGAUCGGAUUUUUAUAAAAUUAAAUAAACCAGAACUUCCCUUGAUUGCACACAAUCAAUCGUCCGCCAAGCAAGUUGCAAGUGUGCAAUAAGUUCCCACGUCACUAACCGUGUUGUGUGUUCUUCUGGCUGGAGGAAUGUGGGGAUUUGCAAAAAAAAGGGCGAAUGUCAAAGCGAUCGAGACUGAAGGCCUUGGCUGAGAAAAUGUUGGUCACUUGUGGUGGUCUGGGGCCGGGGGGUUGGGAUGGGAAGCGAAACCUGGAGCUGAACCCACCAGACUUAAUGAAAACUCAGGAAGAUGAGAGAUUUUGUCCCUUUCAAUCGUCUUCCAGACCAGCUUGGCAGCAGCUGCUUAACAGCUUCCUGAUAAAGCUGUGCGCUUGGAUGUCAAAAUAAUAGAAGGGAAACCCUUUGCUUCCUGUAGGAUUGCCUUCCGAGAGGACUUGGUUUGGCCAGGCUGCGUGUGAGGGACGCCCUACAUAGGCCUGUCUUGCUAUCCUCUCCCCGCUCCCGAGAGGGAAUCCCCAAUGACAGCGGCUUCUCACAAAGCGCCCUUAUUUGGACGUAGAUUCCUCUAGAAGCCAAGGGACCGGGCGCAAUCCCGCCACACCACCAGCCCUCUUUGUGUUUGGGGGAGCCGGAUGGUACCCACAGUGGAUCAGCCCACUGGGAUAAGGUGUCAGUUGCGUAGAACUCGCAAACAAAGCAGUCCUUCUCAGAGGGCCUUGUCUGGAUUUCCAAGCGAAGUCUGGCAAGGUUGCGGCAGUUUGACCCGCACUCUGGACCGGCAGCUCCGCUGAUUUUCAGCGUGUUGGUGGAAAGGAAAUCUGUGACACUUCCUAAUAAAUAUAUUUAGGGCGCUGGCCGAGCAGAUCAGCCGCCUUCCCGCGGACUUUGAUUGGGAAAUUAAGUCCCGUCGACUUUCCUGGGUGUAGGGAGGUCGGAUGGGCUAAGGGAUAAUCCAGAAGGGAUGCACUUUUAAGUUCUCAGGAGUCCACCAGAGAGUUGCAGCACCUGCUUAAAUCUCUCCUGCUGGGGCCAAGGGAGACUUAAAAGUACAUAGCUUUGGAUGGAUGGAACGGGGCCUGGUUGCCCAGAAAAUUCCCUUCCGUGAGAUAAUGUUGAGCUCGUUAGCGAGUUGCUGUCAUGUUUAAAGAUGCUGCCUUUGAAGUCAAAAGCCGGCCAAGUAUUUCUUCCUAAAGCGAAGGUACUUCAGAGUUUAGUUGACUCGGCCUGGGCAUUUAUUCUGGCCUUUCGCGCAGGAUCUGGGAUUAUCAGGGUUUCUUUAGCUGCCACUCUCUUUACUUGGGAGUUGGCCCCAUUGAACUCUGGCAGGACUUUCUUCCGAGUAAGCGGGACCCUUCUUCGUCUCCCUUUGGCCGCCAGUCGCGUUGAAAUCCUUGGCGGGGAUACCCUAGCCAAAGGCGGUUCGCUGUGGAGCUGCUGGCGUCGGCUUUCCGAGGCCCCACUCGAUUUCCUCCAAAGAAGGGCUUGGGGGUCCUUGCAGGAAGGUCUCAGCUCCUGGACUGUGGGAGAAGGGCGUGGGGUGGACGCAUUUCUAAGCAUACAAACCGGAUUGUGGGUUUCGAGUGCGCCUUUAAAUUGCCCUGUGUGGGGGGAUUCUUUCGGGCGAUUCCCCGUGGCGGACAGUGGCAGCGUGAUGAUAAACUUUUCCGGCCGGGAAGGCCUGUAUUUAUUCUGUUGCUUCCUUCGCCUGGGAUCUCUCUUAAACCGACGGCUUCCUAAGCCUUGGCGCUGAUCAGAAAGAGACGCGGUCAGGGUGGAGCAGGGAGAAAGGCAUGGAGGCCGAGCCCUCCUCUCUCCUAGCCUGGGCCCUUGGCCUUGAGGCACAGCUCAUCCCAAAGUGUUCCUCGGAGGGCCAGAAGAUGCCUCGAUGCCGGCCCUUGGCGCUCGCUUUUUCCUCCCCCUCCCCUUCAGCCUGUGCAGGAGUGAAGCGAGGAGAUCCCGUCCGGGUGAAGCCCGGGUUUUGCGCAAAGGUCGCCGCCGGCUCUGCAGGCUUUGUGCGAACAACUCCUGGGUGUAUGUGGUGCCGGGGCUCCAAAUUGACACCAUAUGCUUUCCUAUUACAAGCCUAGCCCCAGAAAGGCGAGGCGCUUAAUCGUUGCCACUGGGCUCGAGCUGCCUCCCCUCUCCAGGGAAAUUAAGGCAUUGAUUAAGGCUUAACCUUUUUACGCGCAACUUGGGAGUUUGGCAUUCCUCGUUGGGCCGCGCGCAGAGAUACAUUUCUGGCGGGGCUGCGGGCAAAGGGCCUCUUGUCCACAGCCCCAUGCGUGUGUGGGAGUGAAAGAGGGAGAGGGAGAUCUUGCUCCGUGGAUCCCCAGGCCCCAAGGAAACAUCACAGCCACGGGAUUGGGAGUCCCAUUGGUUUCCGUGAGAGAGAAUGAAGCACGUGCUCAUCUCUCUGAAACACCCCCCCGCCCCACCACCCCUCUGAGAAACAAUGGGUCUCUGAUAAGGGCUUGCCGAGGCUGGAUCGGGUCCCUGAGAGACUGGAGAGGAGAGCAACCCAGAUUCCACAACAAUCCAGGGCAAUGGAGAGGGAGGGUGAAGGUAAGGGGAAGAAACAGGGAGUUGGGUGGGGUGGGGAAGGGGAAUGUGUCCAGAACCACCUAACCUAGGAGUGGUGAUUGGGAGGAUUAAAAGGGGGGCAUUUGACGCCCCACCUCCCCGACCCGGGGAUGGAAGCUCCCUCCCCUUCUUCACAUAGUUGGGGGGUGGGGAGAGAGAUGAGCAGGUCCAUCCGAGAGGCAGAGAGAGAAAAAGAGGCUCUGUGCCUUGUGCCCCCCCCCUAUAUUUCUUAAACCGCACACGUUGGUCGGUUCUCUAGUGGCUUUUACGCUCCUGCCUCUCUCUCUCUUUCCCCCCGCACCCCUCCCCUCCUCCUUCACCCUCCCUUCCCUCCAUCGCUCUCCAAACCGCAUGUCACUUCGGAUCUAUCGAGGAGGCAGCGCGCCCCCUCGGUUGUGUCCGCACUGGCCCCGUGGCUACCUUAAAAAGUCGCUUCCCCUCGAAGGGGAAACGAGUAGAGUUCAAUCUCGUCGGAGUGAUACCCAAAUCCGGACAGAAAGGGUCGUUUUUAUCAUGCUCCUGUUUGUCGUGACGAUGCAAUUUUCAAAAGCGGAGCACUGUCAUAAAGUGACACGUCUGCCACAAGUGCUCCAACUGAUCUUUUCAAUUAGCCUUCCAUGCAUGAUCCGGGGCGACUUCCGCCUAUUUCCAGAAAUUAAGCUCAAACUUGACGUGCAGCUAGUUUUAUUUUAAAGACAAAUGUCAGAGAGACUCAUCAUAUUUUCCCCCUCUUCUAUAUUUGGAGCUUAUUUAUUGCUAAGAAGCCGAGGCUCCUGGAGUCAAUUUAGCAGGAGGCUCCAAAGAGAGGAGGAGAGCAGAACAGAGAGAGACACACAGAGAGGGAGAGAGAGAGCGAGCCCAGACCUUCUCCAGGGAGCCUUUUGCCUCCAAAGCCUCAAGCUGCAGGUUGGGGAAUUAUUUUCGAACCAUUUUUUUUUUUUAAAGAAAUCCAUUCGCGUUGCUUUUGGCCAAGUGAGCUGUAGCUAGGAGGAUGCUUAGGGACUGUCGCAAAGCUCAGAACAGACCACUCCGAUUUAUUUUCCUUUUAAAAUAAUAGCAACAAUUCCCUUUUCCCUCGCCUUCUUUUCCAGACGAGGAAUUUGGGGUGUGGGGAUCUUGGUGGCAUUUAGGGGGCUAAGAGAGAUGGAGGGCAGGAGGCGCCUGUUUUUGGCUUAGCCAGUUUCUGAUCCAGGCAGGUUUUGUGCUUUUUGUGGUGGGGCGGGCGGGCGAGGUGGACUUUCUGUGGAUGGGCUCCAGGCUGCGUUGGGUCCACGCGCUGCUGGGUCUCGAAAGGCAUCUUCCACCUCCCGCCGCCCCAUGGAAGAGAGAGGGGACGGUUUUUCCUUCACCCCACCCCCAGCCACCCCCUUUCCCCCACAGUCGGCUGUGUGCCCUUCACUCGCCGGCUGGUGCCAAGGCUGCUGAAAGGAUGUCUCUGAGUGAAAGUGUGUAACCAAAUGUUGCUCUUCUGGGCUUGAGAGGCAGAGCUGGGACCGUGAAUGGAGCCUUAGAGAGGAGUCAGCGUCGAGCUUAGAAGGGGGGAUGGCGGAGGAUGGGGGGGGGAGGAAGGGAAGGAGACCAGUUCAAAGGGGAGAAAGUCUUUGUGGUGGUGGAAUUUUCCUUUGAUGAUCAUAUGUAUAUCUACAUCUAUCUAUCUAUCUAUCUAUCUAUCUAUCUAUGAAUGAAUGACUUUCCUGUAUAGAACGUGCUUUGCAACUGGUAAAAUAGAUGGUUGUUGGAGUAACGGUGGCGACUUGGCUGCAGUGAUUUUGCCUAGGGAGGUGUGUGCAUCUUUUGUGUGUGUGUUUACAGUCUUCAUACCUGAGAUCCACAGCCAUAGGUCUGGCUCGCCUGCGCCCGCGCUAAGUGGGGCUUUUCUCUUUGCCAACUCCAAAGCAGAACCAGAAAAGCGCCUGAUUUGGGUUGUUUGGUUGUUGAUCUCGCUGUUCCCCACCGACCCCCCCCAUCCCGACUCCUUUCCCCUCUCCCCCCCCCCCACUCUCUGUCUCAGCAGCAGCAGCAACCUGACCGGGGAGGAGGGAGCUGGGGCGCCCCAGGUCGUCCUUCUCCAGCUCAGGUAGCCGAGGCUUCCAUUGUCCUUGUUUUCCUCCCCCCACCACGCAGGUCACAGCGGCGUCAACCAGCUCGGCGGCGUGUUUGUCAACGGUCGGCCGCUGCCAGAUUCAACCCGACAGAAAAUCGUGGAACUCGCCCACAGCGGGGCUCGGCCGUGUGACAUCUCCCGAAUCCUGCAGGUGAAAAUGCGCCUCGCCUUCCCAGCUCCAGCAACCCUACGCCAGCCUGGCUUGGGGAAGGAAGGAACAAACCAAAGCAAAACAAAACAAAAAACCGGACACAGCCUAUCCUGGGGGUGGGUGGGUGGGUGGGUGAGUGGGUGAGGGAAGGGUAUUAUUCUGUAGCUGCAACCUUCCCUCUCCAGCCUAUUUGGGUCGGGGGGAGGGGCAGAGAGAAGGAUUCUUAAAAAAAUUAAAUCGCCAUCAAUCUGCUUCUCAAAGCCACGGGGAUAGAGCUAUCUAUUUUUUCCUUAAGUCAAUGGCUGCUUGACAACCUGAUAUGCCUUAUUUCCAUAUGUACGCCUGUAUUCUAUUGGCGAAUAUUAGUUGGCUGGAGUGACCUGACCGAUGCAAUGCGCCCGAUCCUAAGGACGCUUCUUUGGAAGGCAGAGCCCACCGAUUGGUUAAGGGACUUCUUUCCAAGCAAGCGUGUGCAGGUCAGGGGGGUGUUAAACUGUCCGCUUCCCCCUCCAUGUAACUGAAAGUUUCUGCAUGCAAAUUUAUGUAUGUAUGUAUGUAUAUCUAUAUAUAUGUAUAUGUGAAUAAGCAAUAAGCAACGCUGGUUUCUUUUGAAAUUGCUGCCUGUUUAUUCCCUAGAAGCUCAUGAGAAAACGAUUUGGCCGGGGAUUUGGCUUAGGGAUACAGUAUCAUUCCCGUAUUAUAAUCCACCCACACCUUCCCAAUCCUUCCCUCUUCCCGAAAUCUGAGUAUUUUGGAAACUGAGCUGAUGAUGUCUAUAUUAACAUUUAUUCCAAUAUCUGACAUUUUUCUCCAGUUUUUAUUCCCCUCCCCCCUUCAAAGUGGGUUUUAAAUAAAAAAAUUAAAAAAUCUCACCUUUGUAGCGUGUAGGGCCACAAAUGUAAUAUUUUUUAAAAGAAAAAGAAAGAAAAAGAAAAGAAAAACCUCUCUAAGUAAGUUCUCAUACCAUUUAAGGUAUAUUUUUGUGUUAUAGACCCAUGCAGAUGCAAAAGUCCAAGUGCUGGACAAUCAAAACGUAAGCUUGUCAUUGUUUAAUGCAUACUUAAACAAUUUUAUUUUUGUCUUGAAAUUAUUAAUAAUGUGAUUUUCUGUCCGCUUCCCUGAUGCAGGUGUCGAAUGGCUGUGUGAGUAAAAUUCUGGGGAGGUAUUACGAAACUGGCUCCAUCCGACCGCGGGCAAUCGGAGGUAGCAAACCGAGAGUAGCGACUCCAGAAGUUGUAAGCAAAAUAGCACAGUAUAAACGGGAGUGCCCCUCCAUCUUUGCUUGGGAGAUCCGAGACAGAUUACUAUCGGAGGGGGUCUGUACCAACGAUAAUAUACCCAGCGUAAGUUCAUCAAUAAAUCCUUUCUCUCUCUCUGACCUAGAACAAUAGCAGGAGACCUGUCGCUAACUCCCCCUUCUCUUUGAUCUUCUAGCACGAAGGAGCCCCUCCCCCCGCAAUUUCUCCCUCCCCCGCCCUUGGGUAAGGGCAACAUUUGGCACAAAUAACUUAUGGGUGCCCUUAAAAAAUGCUCAGGACUCAUCCUUGGCUUUUGAGCUAACAGGGCUCCGAAAACCAAGGUGGCUUUGGGAGGCUAAAUACCCCGCCCCAGGGUGGUGGGACCAACUGGGAACUCUCCUCGAGCGAAUUAUGAAUGUGCAAAGCAAUGCAGGGGGGGGGGAGGAUUUAUUUCUAGGUUGAAAAACACAGGGCAUUUCUGCCCGGGUUGUGCGUUUUCCAUAAGGUGCAGUUCUCCCGACGAAGGAACUCUGCUGAGCACAACCUGCUUAAGUCCCUAAAUAGUUUUCAGACGACUGCUGCUCUAAACGCGUUGGCUGGCGAGAGAACCCCGCGUAUUGCAGGGGACACGUCCUGGCUUUCAAGGGCGACCGCAGCCCUCUCAUCUCCCGCCUCGCUUGCCCUGCUGAACACGCGAGCCGGCUGCCAUUCUCACAGCCCAUUUGCUACAGAGUAGUCCUGCUGCAGUCAGCGGGGCUGCGCUGGAGCAAAAGGGUCGCGAUGGUUUCGAUCGGUGGCCUGUUUGGAAGCGACUCCCAUUGAAAUCGGUGGGAAUGGUUUCUUUGUAAAUAAAUUUGGGGGGUGGGUUUUCUUUUUUUAAAGUCCUCUUACGCACACACAAUCCACACACACACACGUCCUCUGGGACUGACAGCAACGUCCCAGUGGUUCUAGAGAACUGUGGUCAGCGGGUGGGGGAGGGGGGGUUGCUCCUGCUGUUGUCGCCGCUUUGUUUCCAAAGCGGCUCCUCUCCUUGCUACCAUCGCGUUGAAUGUCGCUUCCUUUUCAGGUAUCUUCGAUCAACAGAGUCCUCCGCAACCUGGCUAGCGAAAAGCAACAGAUGGGGGCAGAUGGAAUGUAUGACAAGCUAAGGAUGCUGAACGGGCAGACCGGGACGUGGGGCACGAGGCCGGGGUGGUACCCGGGGACCUCCGUGCCAGGACAGCCAACGCAAGGUAAGCAGAAGAGAGAGAAAGAGCAAGCCUCCUCCUCCUCCUCUUCUCCCUCCUCUCCCUCCCCCCACCCCACCCUGAUCAAUCCGAUUUUUCUAAUGACCCAUCAAAGUCCAAAGUGGUAAAGCUCGACACGCUGGUCUGCCUCGUGGCUCCACCUCCGCGGCAAUCUCCUCCUCCUCCUACUUUAUCUCGAGAUGGUCAGCGGUGGGGUGGGAUUGGGUGGCUGGGUGUCGCGUGAAUGCUCAGGAGGGCAACAGGUCGGAGAGGCGUUUGAAAGGCAGCAGCUUUAUUUUAAACCGGAUCUUUUUGGCAGCCCCCAACCCUACCCUUUCCUUUGGACACACAUUGGAUCCAUAAACGCCCUAUAAGCACACGCGCACAUGAUUAAAAGUGGGCUUUGGUUUGCACACCAGACCAACAACUACGCCACCCCUCUCCUUAGAGUCUGAGACGCUCAAGCGCUGACGGAUUGGGAGGAAAACACCCUUGUAUCCGAUUGCGCUUUCAGGGUAAUUGACAAAUUUUGUGACUCUGUGGAGGAAACACCUAGAAAGAUGGACGAGGAAGCAAGAGAAGCUUCUGGCUUCUGGCUAGCUGGUUGGUUUCCACCUCGGCGUGUCUUGUCUUUGCUUGCAAGGGUAGUAGAGGGAAUUAGGAAGGUAGGACAAACGUAAUAGCCUUUGCGGGAAAAGCAGAGAAGUGGGUCGGCUGGAUUUUCCUCCAGGUUGCGUGCGUGCAGUCACUGAAAAGGUCACGCUCCAGAGUGGAGCUGGUUCUGGAUAGGUUUUCGGUGGCCCGCCUGCUCCCGAUCCAGGGGCGCCUUCGCUCCUCAGCUAGACGUGCUCCCACUUGGCCAAUGUGGGUCCCUGUUUACGCGGAAGAUUAAUAGGUGUUUGUUGUAGGGAAUGGCGAGAGGUUAAUGCGGAGGCUCCGGGGCGGGUUGCGCUCCUUCGCUCCUGGAGAUGCUGUAAUAAUCGCGACGGGUUUGUUUUUGUUUGCCAAGGCGGCCUCUCGGUGGGCCACGAGACCUUUCUCUGGCUCUGGUCAGUCUCUCGGGAGAGGUGUCUCCCCAACAACCUGAUUUUUUUCUUUCCAUCCCGAAAAGGAGGUUAAGAUACGAGAGAAAGAGAGAGAGAGAAAAGAAAGAAAUCAGUAACAAUAUGCGGAAUAUCUGGUACAAAGGAUGUUUCUGUCACACGCAAGAAUUUGUUAUGGGAACAAUUCUGUCGCUAUGUAAUUGCUCAUUAGAGAUCGUUUUGUUUCUCAUUAAGGCGACAUGAAUAAGCGUCUAGUUGAAGGAGACAGCUGUAGAAAUGUUCCACAGGAGACCUCUGGACACGAUAUGGCUCCGCUUGCCAAUUAGACAUGUCAGUUUUAAGAGAAGGGAGCAGUCUAGGAGGGACCCUGGAAAGACAAGAGCUUCGGGGCAUCCUAUUACCGCCCCAACUCUCAGAUCUCCCAUUGGGGAGGAAGAAUGCCGUGGGGCUGGAGGAUGACGGGGAGCCAGCCUGCUCACUGAGACCCCCACCCCACCCCCACCCGCCGGUUAGCACCUUUGACACUUCAGCCCUAACUAACCACACUUAGUUGGAAUUGAGUUCCACUGAUUUCAAUGAACCAUCCUUUUUCAGAAUGGUGCUCUGAGUGGCUGGGUAGGUGCGCCCCUCGGAGGGAUGGAAGGGUUAGGGAGACCUGAUCCGGCACCCAGGUCUUUAAGACCACAUAUUGCCGACAUCUUCCAAAGGGAGAGUGGCGCCCAUGUGGUGUAAGGAGCGAAAAACAAGCCCACGGUCAAGAAGAGCCUUGUGGUACCUUCAAAGCUGUUUGUGGUGGCAUCAGUUGCCCUGGGACUUGUUCUGAGUCACGGAGGCCAUUAGACAUAUUAGUCUUUCAAAGUGCCACCGGACUUUUAGUGACUUAUUCCAGAACUGGACAUCGGCCUCUGGGACUCUAAAGCAGCACCCAGGUCUUUCCAAUUCCUUAGAGCUGCCAAGUUCUGGAAUAAGGAGAGGGACACGUGAAGCAGAGCGAGGAAGAGAGAAGAGCGAGGAAGCUGCGCCUGAGCUUCGCUUAGGGAUGCGGACAGAGGGUAGGCAGGGGGUGGUUGUUGAACGGCGCCUAAAGCCAGCUGUUCAGCUGAUCUGAGUAACAGCGAUAUGAAGGAAUCGCCUUCCCCUUACCUGAACUGUAAGCUGCAUGCCUCUAUAGGCCGCGUUAUAUAUAACUUAGAUGGUCCCAGGCGCAAAGAUUCACUCACAGUUCCUGCAGGGCAAUGGAAGAAUUCGGAUUCCAACCGAUUCAAAUCAGUCCUGAAUAUCAGAAAGGCUAAAUCCGCCUUUCUUUUUUCUUUGUGUGUAUAACUCGGACUCUUAAAGCUAGGAGAUUCUCAACACUGGCAUCCCAGCUCCUUUUUUUGCUAUGGCGGUCCACGGUCUCGGGCACGAUCCACCUUGGAUUGAAAUUAAUAAGGAAGAGAGGCAGGGCAGCCCCAGGCUCGUCGAGGGUCUUGCAUGGGGAAUUUUCCUGGUUGUGUGUUAACUCUGCAGUUAAACCCCACGACGUCUAAGCUCAGGCUGACAGUGCCACGAUCCUGAGCGCAUUUGCCCGGAAGAAGAUCCAAAAUGAUUUACAAAGUCCCAAGUCAGGGUCUAGCUAGCUGCAAAACUCCGUAUUCUAGCUGGGAAACACGUUGAACUGCAAUCCACAGGAUUUCUGCGGAUACGGUUUUAAGAUUGCUGAUGUAAGGAUCCGGCCCUCAGGCUAGGGCCCUAAACAGCCCGAUGCUAAGAAUGGCUCCAAUGGAACUUGCAUCCCAACCUUUAGUCAACCCCGCUAAAGCAACCUAACACUGGCUUCUCUGACUUCCUAUGUUCUAGAAUAGCAACCUUAACCCUUCUAAGAUGGAUGGGACUUGCUGUCGGGAUCAGGAUGAGCACAUUGGCGCAGAUUAGCUCGCCCUGACUCGCAACCUACAAGUCGCAACCCCAAAUAAGAGGAUUAUUUAAAUAGAUCAUACGUAUAGCCUACAGAUUGUGGAAGUAUGUGAGAGAAAGAGAGACAAUGAGAGAGAUCAUUGGCAAUUAAUAGGAUUCCAGAUACUUCAGAUCUCAUCAGAGAGGGAAGAAGAGAGCCUGCUCACAAGAAGCUGGGAAAUUUGGCUUUAUUUGAAUGUUAUAUCGGAUAUUAUACCAAAGCGGAACAUUGUCAUAAACCAGAGUGUAGGAACAUAUGCAGCCCCUCCAAGGGUAAACGGGGGCGGGAGGGGGAGUCAAGAAACUCUCUCUCUGGGUGUCGGAAGGUCCAGUUUUGAUAUCUCACCCUCAAUUUGUUGGGCUCAAUAUUUCUUCCUCCACACUCACCCACCCCGGUUGGUGCGUGCGUGUUUGCAGUGAGAUAACAGGUUGCUUGAAGUCCGUUGCUGUAAUAUCUGAACCGAGGGUACAUUUCAUCGCCAUGCGCGUAUUUAGUUAUUUUAAAAUUGGAAUUCUCUCCCUUCCCAGAUGAUGAUGUUGUUGUUGUUGUUGUAUUGAAAGGAAGUAAGAUCUGUCGCAGAAAUCAUUGGGAAUCGGGCAUGAAGCCCUUUCGGAAAAGAAGCGAUGUCUUAUUCCUCUGUAGUUUCCUGAAACAGCAGCCCCCAUCCUCAUCCUUUAAAAUUUAAAUUUUAAACCGAAGCACACACCUUCCCCCGCACAAAAACUGAGGAGAUCCUUGGGGUUAAAGAUUAACCGGUGCGGGACAGGGCGUGGGUUUGCUCUCUAAAUUCCCUAGGCAGGAGCGCUGGAUCUCAGAAUUUUGUUUUCGGUUUUUGUGCUGGAUUUCAGGCAGUAUUUGGCUAGGGCCCGUGGAGGGAGACGAGGGGCAGGAUUCAGCCCUUGUAAAUCCCACCGGUUUUAAUGGGAGCGCGCGGAUCAAUCCAUCCCAUUUACACCACUGAGAUCUGCUGGUAAGAGGUUUACUCAGAAGAAAAGCCCCGUUUUGGACAAUGAGUCCAGCUCCCCAUUAAACGCCCAUGGGACUACAAUCUUAAAAGUGCUUAACUGUGGCUGGAUCGUUUUCCCCAGAGUGUAUUCAGCUGCUCUCCCUAAAGCACAUUUACGUGGAAGUAAGGCCCACUGGUCUUCUUCUUCUUCUUCUUCUUCUUCUUCUUCUUCUUCUUCUUCUUCUUCUUCUUCUUCUUCUUCCAGUCAACGUGUAUAGGAUCUGGGUGCCAGGGUUUCAAAGACCCCCAUUAAUCACCAGUUGCCAUAUAGUUAAAACAAAUGAAUGGGAAUAAAGCUUGCGGAUGGGGGCCUGCUACUAUAUUCUUGGCCCUGAGUCAACCUCAAAAAAAUGUGGACGAGGAAAGCGGGGGAGGGGGCGUAGAGGCCUUGGCUGAGGCGCUGGGGCGGGGGGGGGGGGAGAAGAGGAGAGAGAGACGCGCACUUAAAGCCUUUGCACCACUAAAUUAAAAUUAAUAAAAUGCCUCUGCCCUGGAAUAUUCAUGCGGGGGACUCGGGUGCCCCCCCCCCCUCGCCGGGCUGCCUCUGUGUUCCUGGAUUUUAAGAGUCCAUUACUCCAAAAGCAUAAGGCAAGGUUAGGUCUCAGAGGGGGACAAAUAUGGUCUCAAUCUGAUAAACGCCAUGCAGCAGUGAAUAAAAUAAUGGAUACAUGAGGGCUGACAGAACAAAAAGAGACAUCUCUAUCCGGGAGAAAUUCUCCAGUGAUUUAGCGGUUUUAGGGAUCACUGAGACACUGUUUCUUAUCUCCCCCCCCCUCCGCCUCCUCUCGCCCCUCCUUAUAAGACUAAAGCCUUCUAUAGGAUUUAGACACUUUCUCUUUCAACAGAUGCUACAAUGUUUUGAUCCCAGCUCCACAGCUGAAAGGUGCCGCAAUCGGUUUGCUAUCUUUCUUUCUUUUCCCCCUCUCUGCUAGUUUUCCGCCUCACUGAUUAAGACACUAAGAAACUAAGGAAUGAUUUUAUUUCCCAGCGUCUUUUAUCCCCCCCCCCCGUUUUUUCCCCUUUCCUGGAAAACAAAUCCUAUACCCAGCGUCAGAUGGUCUAGCUAUAGGAUAAUAGCGACAGCAUAUUCACUCGCUUUUUCUUACGGAUUAGGUCUAGAAGGUGGAACGGGCUAUUGAGUUCAUUCCUUUAUAGGCUUCUUCUUUUUUCCCCAAGUCUCAUUUUAAAAGAAAGAAAGAUAUCUUAAUUGUCUGGCAUUUCUUUCCCCUUAAAAACAAACACACACGCACACAUAUAUCUGUCUUUCCAAAGCAAAACUUAAAAUAGUUUAAACCGACACCGUUUUGAGGGGCGGGGGGAGAAAAGGGCCUUAAAACAGCAGAAUGAAGACAAGCGAAAAAGUUGUCAUAAGUGCUCCUUAAAGAAAACGAAGAGCUCUUGAUUUCGGGUGCAACCGUCAUUCUGUUGAAGUCAAUGGGGACCCUCCCAUUGAUAUCCAUGGGGCUUUGCGGGUCAUUAGAAGCGAAGGUUGACUGGAGAAUGGAUGAGGAGCGGGUUGAGGUUGCUUCCUUUUUUUGUUUUUAAACCCCCCUUAACCUGGAAAAAAAGAAAAAAGAAAACAAAUCCUGCUUUGGGGCCAUUUUCGCCUUGCAGAAGGAGAGAAUUAUCCCUGCUUUUCGUGGAUUGAAUCUGGUUCCUUUAAUUUUAACGGCUCCUGCCAUUUCUCCAAAACUGCCUUGGCUAAGCGGUGAAGGAGGAGCUGAAAAAUAACUCCGCGCGGGCCCUUAGGAUCCCAAACCGCCUCCCCGGAGAGGUCUGGCAAGCAGCUGGGCUGGGGGAUCAAGUCGCAAGCUGCAACAGACGAAAAUUUCCUGCUCACCCGCACGGACCCAUCCGCACGCACCCUCCAAAGGCGCGCCGAAAACGGGCAGAUUUGGGCUUUUGCCCAGCGCUGGCACCACCUUCGAGGGAGGGCGCAGCAAUAAGGAAUGGAGUUGGAAAGAUCCGAAAGUGUUGCGUGCUUUUGGAGCACUCCCUUUGACCACAACUACAAAGUAGCCAAUUCCCACCCACCCAAAAUGUCCCGAUUAUACCGAAGGUUGUUCCUUCUGGGUCACUGGGACUUUGUUGUCGCUUGCAGAUUUGGUUUGGUUAUAUACACGCGCUAAGCACAAACCGUUGGAGUUUCUUUAUUUCAUUUUAACUUUCGUUCAUAUAAGAUAUCAAUGGGGCAAAACGGUUGAAACUCAAUCAUCUUUUCAGCCAGGUGGCCAGAAAUGCGAUUUGACCGCGGAACUGGUGCACCGCGAUCCUGCGAACGGCUGCUCCGAAUUAAGUGCCGCUGAGCUGUCUGUUAAAAUGAGCUCAGCGCUUCUCUUGCAUUGGACAGCCUGAUUCCAAAACUGGUUAUAAGCUGCAGCGUUUGGAUUUCAGGCCAUUUCAUCCCAUGAGUUCAGGUUGCAUCGCACGGAAGGAAUUAUCCCCGACCACGUAGGCAUUUUUGACCCUCGGCUAAAGUCCGCGCAGCAAAUGCGCCUCCUCAUUGGAUCUCGCCCGCGUAAUGCGCAGUCAUUUCAGAGCAGGGAAUUCAUCUUGGGCUGAAGUACCCGAUGCAAAUCCCGGUGAACCCAAGCACUCUCCUCCGAAGUGCUUUUAAUUACAAAUAAGCACAUUGGCUUCAGUUUUGAACGGUCCACAGUGCCCCUUCCUUUAAAUCCAGGAAAGGAUUGGGGCCCCAGUCAAUUUCACACGUGCAUCAUUGACUAAGGCGACCAGUGUUUGCCUGGGUUGCGCUCAAGUAUCUCCUCAACUACCUCAACCUGCGUGCAAGGUGUAAUGUAGGGCUCAGAGUCCAUCAGCCUUGUGAGAAAAGGCAAAAGUAAUUAGGGCUGAAGAUCUGAGUGGGCUGCCUUUCUCCAGCACGGAGGACUCCUGGAAGAGGCUCCUAGCAGUGCCCUUAACUUAAAAAGCCAGCCACCAACUCUAGCUAGUAAAUAAAAACAGGGCCCUUGUCCUGGACUCUCCUCUGCUAGUUGAAGCUUCUCUAAUCUUAGCUAAGUAGUUCUCUCCUCUAACCCCCACCUCUUUUCCCCCUUCCUGGUGUUGAGUAAACAGGCUCAGUGUAUGGAACUGGCCUAUUCACCAGUUUAGGGGUGUUCUUUCUUUCUUCCUCAGCUCCUAUAGAAAGUUUUUUAAAAAUCCUAAAUAGCAUUGAGUAGCCCAGCCCAGGGGACAGUGAUUAAUGAUAGUAGUGCCUAAAGGUUAACAUACUUCACUGAAAAGUCUGUUGACUGGGAUCCUUGUGAUACAAUGUGGGCCGCUGCACGCCUCAAGAGAAUCCUUUUGUUGGGCCUGCCUGAUUGUGUCCUCAAAAUUCUGCCCACGAAAGUUUGCCAACCCUCCUCCUUGCCCCAAGAGUUUAAUAGUUUCCCUUACUCUGCGGGCAUUGUGUCCUGGUGAAAAGCAGCCCCCUCGCUAUUCAAGUGUUGGUGGUCAUCUCAAUAGAUCUCCAAACGCCCAUAUGGUGACCACUGGAGAUGAAUCCAACUGUUUAAAUGGGGGAGAAAGUUGGGGUUUUAAAACAUUUCAAAGUGUUUGAAAAGAUCCCUACCAGAUCCUGUCACAAUUCUCUUGAGGCUUUGAAGGCUGGGCCCCAUUGUGAGCCGAUUAUAAACGAUAUUACUUUAAAGUUGAUUUCCCACAAAUAUAUAUAUAUAUUUUCCAGGCUUAGGAGAGAGAGAAAACUGCUGGUUGAUUUUUUUUUGGUAGCAUAACUUUUCUCCCUCUCUUCCUUCCUAGUCCAGAGUGUUAGAAUCAAAAGAAUCCCUUCUUCUAUUUUUCAUUUAGCAACAUCAAAACGCUUCAAAUUAUUCUCUGAAAGGAAAGGGAGAGUUAAUUUACUGACAACUUCUCCUUUGCCUCUACAGAAAUGUCCAUUCCUUUUGUAAAACACCCUUCUCCCCCCCUCCUUUCCCUUUUCCCUCAGUGUCUGCAGACACUUUGAAAGACAGCUAGACCACGAGCAUAUCUUUACCUCCAGCAGCAAUGUGAAAACAAUAAAACUUUCUCUUGUUUAAUGAUAGAAAUUACAUUAAAAGUGUUGGAAAUGCCCUAAUUAAAAAUGUACCACUUAAAUGAUAUGCCAGGCGCUCAGCUGCAGAAUAGCAUAUUUAGCUACUUAGCGAACUCGCUACUAUUUCUUUUUAAAAUUACAUGUUAAAAUUUUUAAAGAAAUCUUACUUUUCUCUGGUGCAACACAUUACAAAGAAUGGACAGUCCUUUUAUCUAAAUAUAAAAUUCCAUUUUCAGCAAUUAUAGCCUGUUCUUGGUGAUGAUAUAAUUACAGCUGUGCUCUGUAAUAGGUGUCAAGGCAAUGCACACUCAUACAAUAGUUGAAUAAAACUGCAGAACAAUGCAGGCACUUCUAAAUCCACAACCUUUAAAAUGAAAUUGACUGUGCAGAAUUCAAAUCAAAACUAGAUAAAUAUUUUUUAAAAAAGAUUACAAGCUUGGUUUGGUUUCUUAAUAGCAUUUUCUGCAAACCUAUCAACAUCUAAUUGAUUAGAUAGGAAUUACUGAUUAUAGAUAAUCUGAAAUACUGAACAUCACUAUUUUAAGUGCAGCAAUAGGUAAAUAAAUUCCAUACAGAGAGGAUCUUUUGCAGGGCAUUUUCAAAAAGUUACAACCAUCUCCACUUGAAAUAAUUUAUUGGAUUGUUGUAUUUGUAUGGGAGGGAGAAGUGAUGUCUUUUAUCAAUAGAAUUAAAAUGUAUUAUUAAUCUUUAGUUCAUACAGUGGGAAUAUGUUGUUAUUUAGAUAAACUGCAUCUUCUUUAUUUGAACAUGAUAUAUGUCCCCCAUUGUUACAUACUAAUUUGUGUUUUGUUACAUAUUCCUUUGAACUCCUCUGUAUUGCAAGUGGGAGGGGGGUGACCUUUUUUCAUCAGUCACUAUCCCACCCAAGAUUUCAAGACUGAUAAACCUUUUAAAUAAGGCAUUGUUUGUCCUUAUAUCACCAGUCCCACAGUAGUCCAUGUAUUUCAGUAUGGACCAAGGGCUUAAGCCUCACACUCUAGUCCACAAACCAUUUAGAAUAGAGUACCGGGGCUUCUGAUCCCCAAUUCCUAUUACACCAAUCUCAGUCUGAAACUCCACAAGUGUUGCCAUGCACACUCAGAGCCUGGAAGUGUAGAUUCCCCUCUGCCUUUUGUUUAGAUGCCCACUUUGUGCACCUCCUUUGGGUAUAACCGCUCCAUGCCCCACAGCAGAAGUUGGAUCAAGCUGAUUAUAUGCAAGGAAGUUUCAUGUAACUUCAGUGAGAUACAUGUACUGCAGAACUAUCAGGUGGUAGCAUGUUUUGGGUCUGGACAUACAUUGACCUCAAAUAUGUUUGGUUUAACUGAGAAACAACUUGACCAAUAAGAGGCUUCUCAUACAAUUUAUCACGAGGCCUCAUCUCACCCUCAAGUAAGCUGAUGGGUGGUUGUAACUUGGGCAAGGUUAAGAAGCUAUGUCCUUGGGGUCACGGCUGACUUUUUGUGCUAGAACAUAGCGGUCCAGCUUGGUCUUUCUCAGGAUGGCCUCCUCAUUCUGUUGCAGAUGGUUGUCCGCAACAAGAAGGAGGGGGAGAAAACACCAACUCCAUCAGUUCCAAUGGAGAAGAUUCAGACGAGGCCCAGAUGAGGCUUCAGCUGAAAAGGAAGCUGCAAAGAAAUCGGACCUCCUUCACCCAAGAACAAAUUGAAGCGCUUGAGAAAGGUACGUGGCAUGUGCCUGAGUCAAAACUAGGGAAGGGCUUCACAUCCUCUGCUCUCUUCUGGCCCAUCCUGACAAGUUCCAAAGAAAUUCUUCGAUGGACAUUGACGAGGAUCUCACAUGGUUUUCCUACCAAAGGCAUCUUUUAAAUGCUUGGAGGUGACAUGAUAAGGACAGCAUUCUAAACUGACAAUCCACCUGCUCCACAGUGCCGCAGUUGGGCAGCGCAUAUUGGCUGAGUCAUGGUGAUGAGACUUCUGACUGCAGCCAACCUCGCCCUUCUCUCAGGUUACAUUAUAUGCUUGAAGGGCAGCUUUCAGGAUACUGAGACUGCAGUUCCUGUCCUGGCAUUACCAGUUGCCCCAGAGGACAGUUGUCCUUCUGCUUCUUUUGAUGCACCUCCGAUUCCGGGCCCAGAUUUCAAACGCUUUGCUUGAAAUCCGAUUAGAUGAUCAUGUAUUAACUUACUCAUGUUCAAAUGUUAGCACAGGAAAAGGAGGCCCUCAUUUUUUAUGCAUUGGCUGCUCUAAAUACAUCCAAACACAGAGGAACUCUGGUCAAUUCCUUCUUAACAAUCUACUCCUAUAAUUGCAUAGUCUGGUAUUAAUCACAUAUUUAUCUAGCAGGGUGAGAGAAUGUAUAUGUGUGUGUGAACACUGAACAAUGACAUCUCCCUCUUCUUAAAGGAAAGGAAUAAAAAUCAUAGGAGCACUUUGGUGGAAAUAUUCCUCAUAAAAGAUUGAAAGCAUAAAGUGCACUCAAACAUAGACAGCUGAAAGCAGGAAGCGGCCGUCCUUUCUGAGAUCUGUUUUUAAAACUAACUCUGCCACGUUUCCUUUCUACCAGAAUUCGAGAGAACUCACUAUCCUGAUGUGUUUGCCAGAGAGAGACUAGCUGCCAAAAUAGACUUGCCUGAAGCAAGAAUACAGGUACUCAAGUGACUAUGUAAUGUUUUCUUUCUUCCCCUCCCCCCCCCAUCACCCUGUAAAGGGGGACACUGAUGUUUUCAGGGGGAAAUACCUAGUCUCCAACAAAGCUGUCCAUCUGCAGCCUGAUAGGAACACAUGAAGCUGUCUUAUCCUGAGUCAGCCCACUGGUCCAUCAGGCUCAGUGUUGUGUGCAUUGCAGCUCUCUGUCAGGCAGGGGCCUCUCCAAUCCCUCCCUGGAGAUGCCAGAGAUUGAACCUGGGACCGUCUGCAUUCCAAGCUAGAUGCUCUCCUACUGGGCUACAGCCCUUCCCAUGCAUGAGGACAGGAAAGCCCCAAGCAGUGCUUGUUGUUCCAUCUGGCUCUUGCCUAGAUAGCUAUAUAUGUGCAGGCGUGGGCACAAGGGAGGGGCAGCUGCCCCCCCAAUCAAUAAAAAUCAAUAAAAACACAUAGCAAACUGAGGUUCUGCCCCCCCAACAAAAGGCCUGCCCCCCUAACAAAAACCCAUGUGUGCAGGUGUGUAGUAGAUGUGCAUCCAAUCUGCCCUGUGGGAAGCCAGUCACACAUGCAGAUGACUUUGUAGAUCAGUGGUUCCCUGUUUAUUCCCCAGUCAUUUUGUUAAAUAGAUAAUAGAUAAAUAUGAAAAAAGGUUGCAGUGAGGCUCUGUCUUUAUAGAGGCUUCCCAUGAGUAGCUCUAGAGAAGUAGCUGGGUCUUCUGCUCUGAAUGAUGCGUGAUAGGACAAGGUCCUCUUUUCACAGUGCUAACAGAAAGGCUCUUGCGUUUUGCAGGUGUGGUUUUCCAACAGGAGGGCAAAAUGGAGACGGGAAGAGAAGCUAAGGAAUCAGAGAAGACAAGCCAGCAACACCCCCAGCCACAUUCCCAUCAGCAGUAGUUUUAGCACAAGUGUCUACCAACCAAUCCCGCAACCCACAACACCUGGUAAUGUGCUUUCAGAAAUGUAUUGAUCAGUCAGUCACCCAUUUGGGGCAAUAGAACAGAACGCUCUGUACAGUAAUACAGUCAUCUGAUUGAAGCGUAAACUAAUACGUCCAUCCUGUCUAUCUAUCUAUUCUAUUAUAGUUUCCUCUUUCACAUCAGGUUCAAUGCUGGGCAGAACAGACACCGCGCUAACAAACACAUACAGUGCUUUGCCACCCAUGCCUAGCUUCACAAUGGCUAACAACCUGCCUAUGCAAGUAAGUAUAAUCCACUAAUAUGCUCUCUUUCUUUCUUUCUUUCUUUCCCCCCACUUUCUUGUUCUCUCUCUGAGCUGGGCAGAGCCUUGUCCAUUCGAUGGUUGGGGUGGAAAAUGCCAAUUCCAGGCCAAAAGAGGAGGUUGUCAAAGGUCAAGGGGAUUUCUGUUUUCACACCAUUAUGAAGUCUUCAAAUUUGUGAAGUCAACAUGGAACCUCCUUGAGACUGAUUAGCCUAAUGGAGGUGCUUGAGCCACUCAUCAAGAUUUCUUCCUUGGGCUAAUUAACGUGGAGUAGCUCUCAGGGCCUGGCUUUAUGCUAGCGGUCUACAAUGCCGGCCAGAAGUUCCACUUUAUCCAUAAACAGGCCUCGGGACAUCAUUUUUGCCAAGGUUUAACUACCUUGAUUCUGACAGAGAGCUAAAGGGUAUUUUGAGAACAAUUAAUCAGAGUAAAGUGCUCUUGGGUUUGAAACCCUGGAAGGAGCAAGGCAGCAGCCUCCAAACUGGCUACUCCAAAGCAGGGGUACCAACUUGAAUAAAAUAUGGGGGGGGGGGAGAAGUAAGCCCUGCCCUGCAUAAUCGACCACAAGACUUGGUGGACAGGCACCGUUUGAAUGGCAAUGCCCAUCAACUUCCAGGGGGCCCGGCCCCCUCAAAUAUUUUAUUGGAGGGAGGGUGAAGGGACCUCGGCCCCUAGGAGUUUGCUCCUAUGCUGCAUAGUUUUCUCCUUUUUAUUUCAAUCAGGUCACUCCUGAGUAAAACAUCAAUAGUUUAAUCUGGUCCUUCUGAGCUUUCACAGGGAUGCUUAAAUUCAGUGAUUUCUUAUGUUUGCCACUCUGUUCCUUUUGUAUGGGCAAUACUAUCCUGUAGAAGCCACUGAAUUGUUGUUGUGGAUAGCAGUUGUGUGAGUUAGGUAGUUUUAGAAUAAAUUAUGGCUCGCUCGCUCUCCCCCUCCCCCACCUCUCACCUCCAUAUGGUAAUGUGCAUUAUUUCAACGUGUGGUAAGUCAGCCCUAUGGCAUUUUUGGUGGGUCCUCCUGGUCAUUUUGAUGACUGGGGCCCUGCACUUUCUCCCCAAAGCCAUACCUUGACAGCACCACUGGUGGAUAGUGUUUAGAUAUGGUUCAAAAUCCUAUUCAGCAUGAAGCUCGCAGGGUGGCCUUGGACAAAUCACUAUCCCAGGGACCUUUGUGAGAAUAAACCAAGGGAAAACUGUAAUGCUUGGGAGUGAAGGCCAGAAUAAGUAAAUAAAAAGAAUGACUAAUAAUUUUUUAGCACUGUUCCUUUGGUACUGCCAUAUGCAAUUAUUAUUAUUAUUAUUAUUUUAAAGUCCUGUAUUAGUGUGGCAUGGGGAUUUUCAAACCCAAUUUACAAUAUCUAAAGCAAUUGAACAUUGGGCAAGAUGGCAGGAAGUUGCUGGCUAAGUGGCGUUGCUCUGAGUUUCUCCAGAGUUGGGAGUCUUAGCAUUAACCCUAUCCACAGCUAACUUUUUGCUGUGUGGAAGCAAGGCUGGAACCUGCUUCUAAUUCACAACAGUAGUGUUCAAGGACAGUUUAGACACCCUCUAACGGUCGCUAACCUUGUUUAUUAACUCACUAUUAGAGUCCCCCACAUUUUUAAAAGAAGACUUGCCUUUGACUACAGCAUGAUUCUAAAUGGUGUCCAUGACCAUUGAUAUACAUUGGCUACUGAGAUAACAGGUUACUGAAUCAGAUGGGCCAUUGGUCUGAUCCAGCACACUCUUCUUAUGUUUUACUGUAGAAAAAUGUGACAGUUGUUAAUCCAGAAUAAUUUAAUUUGCAAUUGAUUAACAUUAAUUAAAAGAAUGGGACCAUACCUAAGAUCUCUUAUGAACUCAAUUUAAUAGGCUAUGAGUCAACUAAAAGGCAAAUUUGUCAAUAUUAUUGGGUAUUCCACUCCUGGUAAAUAUACAAGUUGCAUAAUACUCUGAUUUCAAAGAGGCAAAGUUCCCGGAGCAAUAGGAAAAUUAUCACCAAAGGGUGUAUUAGGAACAUCCAGGUAAUUAAUGGGAGUUUGCCCAUUGGGGUAUACAACUGACACCCUGACCUUGUAUACUUUACAAGGCACUCAAUAGACCUAAAUGCCACCUAAAGGAUACAGUCUUGUGCAGAAUGAAACAUGCAUGAAAUCUAUAUUGAAUCAUGGUGGUUGGUCCUGAUCCAGUUAGAGUUGAUUGUGCUUAAGCCCCAUGGCAUUUCAGUCAGUUGUGAUUAAUUGUCUCACUGAUUUCAAUCUGUUUGAGAGUUCUUGACAGGCGGCUGAUGCAUUGUGUAUAAAUGUUGUGGAUCUCUUUGAAUAUGCAUGCUAUAUCGUAAGAAAAUGUUAUACAUUGCUUGAGUGAUUUCCAUAGAACAAAAGUGCAGCAAACAUUUUCCGAAUGAAGGCUAAUAUGUUUAGACUCGGGGUCUAUGACUAGUUUUUCUAGUAGGGCACAUGCGAUUUCAACUGAAUCAGGGCUUCUAAAGUGUCUGAUUUGUUCAAGAAAGGCACUCUGAUCCAGCAGAUAUUUUUGUGAAUGGAAGGCGUGGCAUUGUGAUAUCCCCCUUUUCUCUGAUUUCCCCUAAAAUGGUUGAGUACCCUCAUGGAAGAUAGUGCUGGCGACUGCGGGAGAAAAGGGGAAUUUGCAAAAAACAUCUUCCCCCUUCUUUCCAUUCAUGGAAACCUCCACUGGAUGAAAGAGCCUUCCAUGAAUAGGAGGGCAGCAUACAACCCAUUGAUCUAAAAGUUGUAGAAUGAGCCAACAUAAAAGGACUGUUGCAAUGGAACAUGAUAGUUAGGUACACAAUAACUGGGAAGAGCUUUCCAAACCUGGAAUGUGAUCAUCUGGACUGGAAAAGAGAAAUAAAGGACUUGAUAAAAUUGUGAAAAAUAUGUGUAGUGAGUUAAUUGGCGCUCAUGGAUUUGAAUUCAUAAAGCAAAAGUUUCAGAAUCUGUUUAAGAAAAAAAAUGUACCCAACCAGAGAAACUCAUUAGUAUAGCAUUGGUGAGGAGAAAAGGCUUAUUAAAAUGCUAGCAGGAUUACACCUUGGCUGAUGAGACACUGUGGCUAUUGGCACCCUAGAAAUACCCAAGGGGGAGAGGAGGAUGUGAACAGCACCUGCAGUUCUAAAUAGCUGUGUUAAAGUGAACAGAGCUGCCAAACCUCAUGCUUGUAAGCAGGUGGAUAACUAGCUGGCUGAGUGGGGGGGGGGAAUACAAUGCUAGGGUCCCCAAUCAUUAUUGUGCACAUGCGAUGGAGCUCAUAGGAAGAUACAGAAGCUAUAGGUUUUCCAUGGCUUUUCAUGAAGCAUUGACUGGUACAGCUAUUUCAGGCUGGAACUUGGGGAAAUCAGAUCAUAGUAGAAUUGGCCAUAAUGGAAUAGGUUGCUAUGUUCUUUAUGACCCCCACCUCCACAAUCAAUCAAAUACAAAUACAUUUGCAGUAAAUACAGUAUGUCUGUAUGGCAUGCCUCUUGAAUUUAGAACUGAAGCUAGUAUAUUAAUGCAUAGUCAUGAGUAAAUGUUGGGAAGGGCUUUAUGUUGGUUAUUUACUUGGCAUGUGCAUCUGAAUUUGUAUUUUGGACCAGAGUUGCAUUUUGGGUUGGGAACGCUUUGUUAAUUGAACCCAGGAUUAUUGGGAGCGGGAAUCUGAGCAUGCCUGAUAAGAGUUCUAAAAUAAUCCAAAGAUAAUACAUGAAAGAUAAAUUCUGGAUAAAAGAUAAAUACAGAAUGUUUCAAAAUACAGUCCUUUAAGAACCUGACAGUCGUUGUGGAAGCAAAACAAUAUUCCUAAAAUAAAGGCAAUUGUUAUUUCUGUUUUAUGUGGAUUGCUGAGGAAGAAGCAGCACUUUUACACAGAUAGCCAGAGUGCAACUGUAACCUAAUAUCCACAAAAAUGUAACAGCAGUACUUUCAAAGGAAAGACAGAGAGUUAAGAGAGAUUAGAAAGUAAAAUAUCCAAAUCACAGGGAAUAUUGUAAUGGGAAUUAGAAACCUAAUUACUUUUAGCAGCCCCCCCCCAAAAAAACACAACUCAGUCCAAAUGACAAUCAGUUUGGGGAUAAAUACAGGUAUAAAUUAGUGGAUUGUAUAUUAUUAAGGUUACCAAUGGGCCUGUUGUAUUAUAUCUGCUGCUUUCUAUAUCAAUGCUGUUCUGAAUAAAUAUAGGUAAACAACUAGAAAACCAGGCCAAUCCAUAACCUGACUAUGAUAAAAUAUUUAGAUUUAAGCUGCUAUUCCUCAUGGGUUUAAACUGGUUGUCACCUUGAAGUCUAACAUAUUCACUGAUCCAGAAAUUGGACUGGGAUGUAAGACUUAAACCAUUACAUUGCCAAACACUGAGAGUGAUAUCAGUUCUUAAAAGCAAUAUUUGUCUUCAGUGAUGUGGCUUUCAUGCACAACCUAAUUUCUAUUCUGCACCAGUGAUUCCCAAAUGGUAGACCAACUUGUGGGAAGCUUGUGCACAAGACCCAGAGAGAAAAUGUUUUUGUUUUGGUGUUCACUGUAAGGCUUAUAGAUUGGUAAGCUGAUCUGAUUUCCUGCUACAAACAAGAAGAUAGAUGAUUCCUUCUGAAUUUGAGAAAAUCAUUAGGAUUGGCACUUCUGAGAGAUACUCUUAACAUGCAUUCCAAUAUAAACAAAAACAUAGCCCAAUUCACAGUUAAUGCUUCUGAGCAAGGAUGCUCCACUCUCCACUCCCCAACCCAGUGACAGAUCUGAAAGUGCUCAAAUCUGGGGAAGUGAAGUGCUCAAAGAAAGUAGCCCCUAUUUGAAUAUAAUAAGUAAGACUUAAAGUGGAAGGACCUGUUCUCUGCAUGCCAUGGAAUGUAGAUGGGGAAUCAUUUGCCCUCUUUUGGGGGUGGGAACCGUGAAGACUGAGCACUCUGUGGAACAAGGCACUAAAUAUGAAUGUUUUACUUCUUUGUGUGUAGAGUCUAUCUACUGUCCCUAAAAGGAAACAAUGGCUAUAUGAUGCUGCUGAAAUUCACAAGCCUUGCUUUGUUCUUUCAGCCCCCGGUACCCAGCCAGACUUCCUCUUACUCUUGCAUGCUGCCCACAAGUCCGUCAGUAAAUGGGAGGAGUUAUGAUACAUAUACCCCUCCUCACAUGCAGACACAUAUGAACAGCCAGCCAAUGGGCGCCUCUGGCGCAACUUCAACAGGUAAGCACUCCUUUGUUUCUUUGUCAAAAGGAAUUUAAAGGAGUUGUUUCUCCUGCCAGUCUGAUCUCAACAAUUUAUUCAGAAAGUUAUUGCUAAUUUUCUAUCCAAAUGUGAUUGUUAGUUACCUGUUAAAAACCCAGUCCUAGUAGCAGUUGCUUAAACCUAGUGGCUUGACUCUUCAUGUAUAAAAUAGGGAAGCCAUUCCUGGCUUGUUUUGGGGGGGCUGCUCUUGAAGGAAGGAAGGAAUGAUGAACAGAACAUUGUUUUGUUUCUUCCUUCUAGUUUAUAUCUUUCCCCCUCUCAGCACUUCUAGAUAAAGUUGGAACAUAAAAAUAAAAUACUGUAUCCCAUUACAAUUUGAAAAUGUUAGAGCAGACUGACUGGACAUUUAACUGUGGGGCCAAAAAGGAUUUUCUACUAUGCUUGCAGAUGGCUAGGUCAACUGAUUUCCUAAAAUUAGGAAAUGAUCAAACGGGGAAAGAUAUUAUUGACUUCUUUAACAUAGCUCUGGAAGCUUUAGAAGAAAGCCCCCUUUUAAUAGGGCCACAGAGAAGCUGAAUAUAUGUGUGUUUGGUUCUACAAAAUUUUUCUUCUUUUUCUUUUAAGGUCUUAUUUCCCCUGGAGUGUCAGUUCCUGUUCAAGUUCCCGGCAGUGAACCUGAUAUGUCUCAAUAUUGGCCAAGAUUACAGUAA